AAUGUCAGCUCCGCCCAGUGACCAGUGAAACUGAAAAUACCAGAAACAGAAUCUUGUUACACCGGUUUUUUUAUACAGGUUUUUACAAAUGUUAUGCUUUUAAAACGUCACGUAUUGAUUAAAGUAAUAUAAUUAUGGUUUCGUCUUUUAUCUGGACACUGACAAACAAAAAGUUUUAACCAACUUGAUAUUGCACCUGCUUUCCGAUUAAGAUAGAAGAGAAGCUCGAAUGUCCAGUAUAAAAACAACUUUAUACCGUACCGACGCGCUCGCUGAUCAGGAGCAAAAAAGAUUUGUAUUAUUUCUGCUGGACGAAUAUAUGAUCUGAGAACAGCUGCGAAACUCUUUAAGACCAGCCCUGAUUACUGAUCGAUAAUAUGAAUAUAUUAAGACUGUCUGGAGAUGUUUGUCAUCUGGUGGCAAUUAUUAGUCUGUUCCUGAAGAUCUGGAGAUCCAAAUCAUGCGCAGGUAUUUCUGGGAAGUCUCAGGUGCUGUUCGCGCUGGUCUUCACCACCAGAUAUCUGGACCUGUUCACUUCCUUUGUCUCAAUCUACAACACCUUUUUGAAGGUGGUGUAUCUGGUCUUGGCAUACGCUAUUGUCAGCCUCAUCUACUUGCGCUUCAGGAACACAUACGACUCUGAGAACGAUUCGGUCCGCAUGGAGUUCCUGCUGGUGCCGGUGGCCGGCCUGUCGUUCCUGGUGAACCACGACUUCACAGUGAUGGAGAUCAUGUGGACAUUCUCCAUCUAUCUGGAGUCGGUGGCCAUCCUGCCGCAGAUGUUCAUGAUCAGGAAGACGGGCGAAGCAGAGUCCUUCGUCACACACUACAUGUUCUUCCUGGGUCUGUACCGCGCUCUGUACCUCUGUAACUGGGUGUGGCGCUUUUACUAUGAGGGGUUCUACGACCUGAUCGCCGUGGUGUCCGGUGUCGUCCAGACCAUCAUCUACUGCUGCUUCUUCUUCUAUCUCUACUUUACCAAAGUGCUGAGAGGAAGUGCAAAGGUGACACUGCCAUUGUCAGUUACUGAGAUAUCAGACCCCGCCCCUUCAUUAGGCCACACCCAGCAGUGACAUCAUCCCUGCCCACCGCUGUAGUUCUUCUGUUUGUAGUGUUAUCAUUCCUUACAGUAGGGAUGGAGAACGCUUUUGACACUUUUCUCUGUUUCGGGAAAAGAUUCGAAGCUUCAGGAGUGUUGAAAAUAGUGCCAUCUUGUGGCAGGAAAAUAUACAGCAGCCAAAAACCCGAGAGCGCAGAUCCGUUGUUUCUUCCAUUAAGCACAAAUAAAAACCUGACAACAAUAAA
Molecule: messenger RNA, 1305 nt
Organism: Megalobrama amblycephala (Wuchang bream)
Lineage: Eukaryota; Metazoa; Chordata; Actinopteri; Cypriniformes; Xenocyprididae
Product: ER lumen protein-retaining receptor 3-like
Exons: 5
Coding region: 378-1073 (231 amino acids)
Biological process (GO): endoplasmic reticulum to Golgi vesicle-mediated transport; protein retention in ER lumen
Cellular component (GO): membrane; endoplasmic reticulum; cis-Golgi network
Molecular function (GO): ER lumen protein retrieval receptor activity
Source: RefSeq, a predicted model, not a curated record